CACAUUAAAAAUUGAGUUUCCUCUGUUAGCGUUAACUCGAAGUUGCAGUUCCCGCCCCUUGCCCUCUGACAUGGGACGUACUGAACGUGCUGGAAAGAUGGCGGCGUUUGUGCUAUCCUGGGAACUUGUUUAACUUACGAGAUAAAAAAAGAGCUGUUGCACUCUAUUCAUAGGCAACAUAAACAAAUAUAUAUAUAUAUAUUACACAUUUUGGUCACAGGAAGUAAAAUCUGGUAAAAACAAACAAAAAAAGAAACACCCAUAUAUGCUGAGAAAAAAAAUACUUAGAUACCACCUGUCUGACUGUACUGUCAGAGCGAGAUCGGGGGUGUGGGACUGGAACUGACCUUGUCUAGUUACUGGUGGGUUUAGUCUGUUAUACUGCUAGUGAAGGAAAAAAAAAGGCUGGAAUGUUACAUUUUCUAUUGUAUGAGUAUAACUACUACUUUUAGAUAAACAGCAUUUGAAUAGGAUAGUGUUGCCAGCCACUCCCUAUUUGAUUAUGUUAAUUUUAUUCUGAUUAUUUGAUUGUGGAUAUGUCUUGCUUCAUGUGUACGGGCUGACGUGAGUGAGGCUCUAAAUUACGCCUGAGCUAGAAGAUUUGACUACCGGUAAACCCUUUAGGAAUAUUAAUAAUAAUAAUAAUAAUAAUAAUAAUUAAAAAACAAAUAAACAAAAUCAGAUGAAUUAGUUUAGAAGAGCAGUGUGUAAGCAUGACCUACCGUAAAUUAUUCAAUUAUGUGUGCGUUGCAAGACCAGCUGUCUCUGUUUUAAAGUGGAAGGACAAUGUCUUUCUUUCUGUACCUCUGGUGCUUGGAGUUCGCUAUGUUUUUACAAAUAGCUCUGAAGGUAAUGCUGGAUUUAAACCUGCGAAAGUAGCUGUGGUAACAAAAACAACCAGAUGUGAGUUUGAACAACAGAGAUACAGGUAUUCUGGGCUUUCUGAACAGGAUCUGAAGCAACUGCUCGCAAUGAAAGGCUCAAGCUACAGUGGACUGUUGGAGCGCCACAGUAUCCACACUAAGAAUGUGGAGCACAUUGUUGACAGUCUACGAAAGGAGGGGAUUGAGGUCCGACUGGUGAAAAGAGGGGAAUACAAUGAAGAGAUUGUCCAGUGGGCUGAUGCCAUUGUAUCUGCCGGUGGUGACGGCACCAUGCUGCUGGUGGCCAGCAAAGUUACGGACCGCUUUAAACCAGUUGUGGGAGUGAACACCGACCCAGAAAGAUCUGAGGGGCAUCUGUGCUUGCCCGUGCGCUACACAAGUUCCUUUCCAGAAGCCCUGCAGAAACUUCAGCGAGGAGAAUUCAGGUGGCAGUGGCGUCACAGGAGCCGGAUUUACCUGGAAGGAACUGGAAUAAACUUGACCCCCGUGGAUCUGCAUGAGCAGCAAAUGAGCCUUGAGCAGCACAGCAAGGCACACAGGAUCAGCAUGAACUCUAACCACAAGUCAGGGGAGACUUCUGGACCACACCUUCUCCCUGUUAGAGCCUUGAAUGAGGUCUUUAUUGGGGAGUCGCUGUCUUCCAGGGCGAACUAUAAAUCCUACAAACCCCGUUUCACAUUCUCGCUUCAUAGGGCCUCGUAUUACGAGAUCUCAGUGGAUGAUGGACCCUGGGAAAAGCAGAAGAGCUCUGGGGUCAAUGUGUGCACUGGAACAGGAUCCAAAGCCUGGUCCUGCAACAUUAACAAACUUGCAUUCCAAGCAGUGGAAGAUGUUCUUAAAAUGGGCAACAAGCUAGCCGGGUUGAAUCUUACUUUGGACAAGGAGCAAAUCGAAAAAGUUACAGAGGAGUACAAUGAGUCCCUGGUGUUUAAUCCUGAAGAGCCCAAGAUGUUAUUCAGCGUGAGGGAACCAAUUGUUAAUCGAGUCUUCUCAAGCAGUCGGCAGCGUGGCUUCACUACAAAGGUCUGUGUCCGCUCUCGCUGCUGGGAUGCCUGUAUGGUUGUGGACGGAGGGACGUCCUUCGAGUUCAAUGACGGGGCGCUAGCCACCGUACAAAUGAAUGAGGACGAUGCUCUUCUCACUGUUGUACUUGAAUAGAAACUGCUGUGCCUCCAAACACAUCAGUAUCACAAGGAUCACACGCUUAGGGCUCUUGCAUAACAUGGAGCAAUGCUGUCGUGUCACCCACUCUGAGGACUGUGGAGAGUCUAGGCUAGAAGCCAGUGGAGUAAAGAAAAUAAAGCAAAAGGGGAGGAAUGACACUAUCCACUUUACACUAAACAUUAUUUUUAUAGGGUUGGUUUGAGAUUAUCAUUUGGAUAUGGAACUUCAGUCCAACAGGGAAGGUGUUACUUGGUUUGUAUAGUAUAUAUUUCAUGUGAAUAGCACCUCUACUAUGCAGUUCCAUUUUGUGGAAGUCAGCAAUUAAUUUUCAGGACUAGCUAAUGCUGUCUUAGGUAUCUUGGGUCAUGCAAUCCAAGUUGAAUGCUAAUCAGGUUCUGUGAAACCAGAUGUUUAUGUUCUGGUUGACACUUAUUUAUCCGUUUUGCUACCCUGCUGAGCCGUAUAACUCCAAACACGCCCUUGACUUGCAGAGCUGGCCAGUAGGUUCAACCUUAUUAGCAUUAAUCUACAUAGAAAAACUGUUGUCCUGAAGUGCAGAAAAUAUAUAUUUUUAACUAAUAAAUGACUCAAUAAUAGAUUGAUAUAUUUUCAACUGUAGCUUAGGUAUGGUAAACUUUGUUUUCUUUUUUUAUUGUUUGUGGAAGUGUAACUCUGCUUUAGUGAAAUAUUACUAUAUAUAAUAUAUAUAUACACACACACACUCACAGUAGAUGCGGGUUAUUAGCAACCCUGAUAAAGACAACUUUCAGUUAUUAACAGCAUUUUCCCAGGAACCAAUCCCGUCCCAUAACUUUAAUGUUAAUGGAAUUCUGAUAUUGGCAACUGCAUGCCGCUUAUUGACAACUUUAAUACUAGUUGCCAGUGCUACUGGGUGCUCUUGCAUGAUUUAUGCGCAUACUUCACGCAGCUUUUGUAACGCACUGACUUCACAAGAGCCACAGAAUCGUGGCUUUGAAACUGGCUACGAAGCUGCACGCAAAAUUGAAGUGGAUUUACAGCGGGAGGUGGUACAUUGUAAAAAGCAGACAACGUUGGACAAUUUCUUAUUUUAAAAUUGUGUUCUUUAGAAUUGUGUAAGUACAACACAUUUUUUUGUGUUUGCUUUACUCAUUGUAAGGACAAUUGUAGUACAUCGUUGUGUUGUACUAUUUAAGCCUACACAUAUGAAGUAAACAGUUCUAUGUUUGGGUAUUUCAUGUUUCUCAUGUUUAAUUUUUUUUAACACUGUCAUUUAAAACACAUGUAUUUCAGUGCCAUAUUUGUACAACUACAGUAUAUAUCGUUCCAUAUAAAUACACUUGAAAACGGGGGCUUCUCACUUAUUGGCAACUUUCGGUUAAUGACAACGUUUUGCUGGGAACCGAGAGGUUGUUAAUAACCAGCAUCUACUGUAUGUAUAUAAUCACAAUGUAAAAGCUUUUUGGUGAUUUAAUUACAUAAAUUUGAGAGCAUACUGCACAAAGCAGAGUGAAAUACAGCGACGAUGUUUGGAAAUGGUGAAGAGGUUGAAACAUUCACAUUCAUGUUUCAAUGUAUUAAGUGAUUCUCAAGUAAUCUAUAUCCAGUGUUUCAAUCUUCACAAAAUAAGAAAUAAGUAUUAUUGUUGUUCUUCUUGUAGUUAAGACCUUGGUGUUGGUUAGUAGGGAGGUCAUUUGUAUUAUCCGCCAAAGAAAAAAAAAGUAACAGCUACCAAGAGCUUGAUGUGUUGGAUGGGUCUCCUUAUGGAUUCAGUUCAAUUUAUCACUGCUUAACCAGGAUGUGAAAGCCCUUUGAAAUCUGCAAUCAUCACUAGAAAACAUGGUAACCCAAAUGAUGUUUGCAGUGCAGGAUUAAUAAAGAUUUACUGCCAGCAUGUUAUGGCUGAUACUACUAUACAUCAUAAUUCAUUAGAUUAAAAUAAAUACUUUCCAGUGAUUAUACACUAUAGUGGUGACCAGCAGAAAAUGACAAAGAAGGAAGGAAUCAAUCGACAUUGAAGAAAGGGCUUUAGUUUUGUGGGAUUUUAUUUUUCCAGAAUAUGCUUGACUGGUUAUUGCUGUGCUUACUGUGUUGUCACUAUGGGUUCCUAAAACUGUGCUAUGUUUCUCUUAAAGAUUAUUAUUUUUCAGGUCAAAAUGUCAUUAUUUAUUAAAAAUAAAAAUAAGUAAUAAUUUAAAUGAAAUUAAAAUAACAUAAAUGUCCAUGAAUAACAGUAUGUAGUGGGAAAUUAAUUUUAAAAGGUAAUUUAUGGGUUUAUUACCUGGUUGCUGACCAUGCUUCCUAGUAUGGACAAAGUUACCAAAGUAAUGCGAUUAGAAACCUGUAAACAAGGCCUUUAUUGAGAUUUUAAACAUUUCAAGAUUUACAGAUUUCUUUACUGUUUCAAUGCUUUUCUUUCGUUUCUUCACAUUGUAUCAGAAUGUUCCAGUUAUCUACUGUAAGGGAGUACUUGCUAAUACAGCUCUGUUUGGUGGAAAAAUGUGCUUAACGUUUUUAAACCCCAACAUUUGUACAAUGAUUAAAGGAAUAUUUGCUAGCA
Messenger RNA from Acipenser ruthenus (sterlet), 4587 nucleotides. Its product is annotated as NAD kinase 2, mitochondrial-like. Gene Ontology annotation, molecular function: NAD+ kinase activity. Gene Ontology annotation, biological process: NADP+ biosynthetic process; NAD+ metabolic process. The coding region runs from base 714 to 2042 and encodes 442 amino acids. The record is from RefSeq and is a predicted model, not a curated record. Gene Ontology annotation, cellular component: mitochondrion. The transcript has 12 exons. Lineage: Eukaryota; Metazoa; Chordata; Actinopteri; Acipenseriformes; Acipenseridae.